Messenger RNA from Mustela erminea (ermine), 1149 nucleotides. RefSeq names its product pseudouridine 5'-phosphatase (gene PUDP). NCBI's taxonomy places the organism in Eukaryota, Metazoa, Chordata, Mammalia, Carnivora, Mustelidae. The transcript has 4 exons. The coding region runs from base 52 to 747 and encodes 231 amino acids. Gene Ontology annotation, molecular function: phosphatase activity. The record is from RefSeq and is a predicted model, not a curated record.
CGCGCGCCGCUCCCUCCGCCCCCGCCCCCGCCCGUCCGUGACGGCGGCACAAUGGCGGCGCCCGUGCCCCCGCCGCGGCCCGUCACCCACCUGCUCUUCGACAUGGACGGCCUCCUCCUGGAUACCGAGCGGCUCUAUUCAGUGGUGUUCCAAGAAAUAUGUGACCGCUACGGAAAGAAAUACAGCUGGGAUAUCAAGUCCCUGGUCAUGGGGAAAAAGGCGCUAGAGGCAGCGCAGAUCAUCAUAGACGUCCUGCAGCUCCCCAUGUCCAAAGAGGAGCUGGUGGAAGAGAGCCAGGCGAAGCUGAAGGAGGUGUUCCCCACCGCGGGUCUGAUGCCAGGUGUGGAGAAGCUGAUCCACCACCUGCGAGAGCAUGGCGUGCCCGUGGCCGUGGCCACCAGCUCCGGCUGCGCGUCCUUUGAGAUGAAGACCAGCCGACACAGGGAGUUCUUCAGCCUGUUUGACCACAUCGUUUUGGGUGAUGACCCCGAAGUGAAGAGUGGGAAACCGGACCCCGAUAUCUUCCUAGCCUGUGCGAAGAGAUUUUCUCCUCCGCCUCCCGUGGAGAAGUGCCUCGUGUUUGAAGACGCUCCCAACGGCGUGGAAGCGGCCCUUGCAGCUGGCAUGCAGGUGGUCAUGGUUCCGGAUCGGAACCUGCAGCGACACCUGACGUCCAAGGCCACCCUGGUGCUGGAUUCCCUGCAGGACUUCCAGCCCGAGCUGUUCGGUUUGCCGCCCUACGCGUGAGCGGCCCACCCUGCCUCUCGGCCGCACGGCGCCCACUCGGCUGAACCCCGGCACCCAGGAGAUCGCCACGUGACCGGUCCUUCCAGCCCGUGAACUCGACCUUCUAUCCCACGUGGCCUUGGCAUGGUGGACCCGCACUGACAAGCCAUGUCCCAGCUGAGAGACAGCACAGCAGACACAGCCCAGGACAGGGACCGAAACGCUCAUUUCCAUAAUCAUACACCCUGGGGGGUGACCGUACGGUGUCGUGGCCUCGCACUGGUCAUGUAAGAGUCCCCUACGGCCAGGACACACGCUUGCGUGACCGUGCUCGUGCGUGUGUGUGUACGUGUGCCUGCGUAUGUACACGUACUUACACGAAUCCACGUAUAUGUAAAAUACAUCCUUUUCCAAGACAAAACU